Ichthyophthirius multifiliis is the source of this 193-nucleotide messenger RNA. RefSeq lists its product as hypothetical. The record is from RefSeq and is a predicted model, not a curated record. Lineage: Eukaryota; Ciliophora; Oligohymenophorea; Hymenostomatida. The annotation marks the transcript as partial. The transcript is spliced from 4 exons.
UUAUUUUCAUAUCUAUAUUAGUCUUAUAGCAUAUGCGUAAAAUUAUUUCUAAUAACAUUUUUUUUCAUAAAAAUAUUAAUAUUUGAUUCAUUAUUAUUAGGAUGUAAAAAAUAUUUUCAAUUAUAGUAAAUAUUUAAAAAUUCAUAGUGCUAAGUAAUUUUUUUUUAACAAAUUAAGCAAAUUAAUUUAUUAG